AGUAUAAGUUAAAAUCAAAAUAUUAGAACAAAACAAGAUGAAUCAAUCAGGGCGAUUCAUUAGAUGCAACGUAUGUAAUUGCACAAAAAAAAAAAUUAUUGACAUUAAAGAUUAAACCAAGCCUUUAUUUUUAUUUUUUUGGUAAGGAGGAUAAUCCUGACUACACCUUAAUCUUUACGGUUUUUUUGUUCCAAUAUUUACGGGUCAGACACUUGAAAGUAGAGGGAGGAUAAGGGUAUCUUCAAUCCCUACCUCAAAUACCCUCAGUUGAUAGGAUUCAAAUCUCAGACCUCUUGGAACUGAGAUAAAAAAAUUAAAUAAAUUAAAAAAAAAAAAAAAAAAAAUCCCGACUAUAUAAGAACCAAAUACAGAUGAACCGUGUAUCCGUGUAGCGGUUAAGUCGUAAAACAAACUAAGUCGUCCACUGUCAUAGUAACAAAUCAAAGAAAAAUUUUAGGAACCGACUAUGGUUUGAAACUUCGAAUAUUAUUAGGAUGUUUCAUUUAAUUUGCUGCUGAAAUUACGCGUACAUUUCUGCCUUCUACCUUAUAUAAAUAGGGACACGUUAUGCGCCGUAUUUUUAAGAAAUCAAACUAGUAAUUAACCACAUUUCUUAGCUGCCUUUGUCAACCCCAAUCAUCCUUAUAACACAAUGACAGAAAAACAAUUAGAGAAUGUAAAAGAGAAAAUUAUGAAAGAGAUGAACAUUCCCUCCAACACAACGCCUCUUCAAGGUCAUGAUCGCAAUCGAGCAGUGGUGUUCGAAAUCAUGAACACGGCCGCUAGAAGCAACCUUAUCCCACGGGUCAUGAACACCAACAUCUUGGUCUACAUGAUGAAUGCUGAUAUGUUGCUGAAUUCACUAGCCAACAAUUCUCAACUUCUUGCCAAUGCCGCUGCUGCGAGGCGUGCGCCUAACACUAGGGCCGCCAGUCCUUCACCACUUUACCUUGCUGUUCUUGACAACAACUUGGACUUGGUCAAGCGCAUGCUUAACGAGCCUAAUAACGCUCUGGUUGAUCUAAUGGAAGCCAAUUCAAUUGUACGUGCUGCUAUUAAAAAGCAGAAUCAAGAAAUGCUAGAAACUAUACUCGAGGAUCAACCCGAUCUAAUCUACAACACCGAUGAAGAAGGAUUAACUCCACUUUCUUAUGCUGCAAAUAAUGGCUUCACUGGCAUGGUUCGCUACAUCCUCGAAAAGUUUCCUACAACAAGAAGAAUUCGCAACAACGAUAAAUCUUACCCGAUACACAAGGCAUGUCUAGGAGGCCAUGUUCAGGUCUUAAAAGAGUUUUACUCUUUAUUUCCAAAGUCGUUGCUCGAAGAUGUUCAUCAUGGGCGAACAGUGCUGCACGUAGCCGCUAAAGAGCGCAGCAACAAGCUGAAAGAUGUAGUCGUGUACUUGUUGAGCCUAAAAGAGGGUAAAGAGCUCCUUAAGAAGAAAGAUGAAAAUGGUCGUAUACCCUUGGAUUUAGCUACUAAUCUUGAGGUAGUGGAUUUAAUCAAAAGAAACAUGUGUUAAUAUUAGACGAAAAUAAAUUAGCUUGUGAAUGUUGUUGUGUUGCUGUUAAAUAGUGCUUGUUUGGAAAUAAAAAAUAAAAAUAAAUAAA
This is a messenger RNA of Chenopodium quinoa (quinoa), 1610 nucleotides long. RefSeq names its product protein ACCELERATED CELL DEATH 6-like. The transcript has 2 exons. The coding region runs from base 653 to 1522 and encodes 289 amino acids. The record is from RefSeq and is a predicted model, not a curated record. NCBI's taxonomy places the organism in Eukaryota, Viridiplantae, Streptophyta, Magnoliopsida, Caryophyllales, Amaranthaceae. Gene Ontology annotation, cellular component: plasma membrane. Gene Ontology annotation, molecular function: protein phosphatase 1 binding; protein phosphatase regulator activity.